AUGGCAAACCCCCGGCUCCUCUCCCUCGCCGCCCUGACGGUUGUCAUCGCCGUGCUCGCGACAAUCGGCUACAUAACCUACUGCAUUGUGCGCGAUGUUUCGAACAAGACCCGCGCCAAGAUGGAGACGAAACACCACGUCUCGCUGAGCAGGGAGGGGAUGAAGGUCGAAUACAAGGAGGUGAAUGAUGAGCAAUACAAGGAUAAGAGUCAAAGUGUUCUGGUUAAUAUGUGGAAUCAUACCUCGUUCCCGAAUUAUAAGAGUCGGCUGUGGAAUAUGUCUGGCGAGCCGGAGAAGAGAAGGGGGUACGUCUUAUUUAUACAUCUUGUUUCAAAGUCUUCUUAUUAG
Messenger RNA from Penicilliopsis zonata CBS 506.65, 348 nucleotides. RefSeq lists its product as hypothetical. Bases 1 to 348 code for a protein of 115 amino acids. NCBI's taxonomy places the organism in Eukaryota, Fungi, Ascomycota, Eurotiomycetes, Eurotiales, Aspergillaceae. The transcript has 2 exons. The record is from RefSeq and is a predicted model, not a curated record.